AUACCUGGAGUAAUCAGCUGUUCGCGUUGUGAAACUGCAAAGUAUAAAAUACUAUAAAACAUAAUUUUUUGUUUCUUGCCGAUUCUGUAUCGUCUAUUUUAUUUCGCCUGAAAUAUCGUGUGAAUAUACAAUAAGAUUACAUUGUGUCAUGGCAACCAAGGAAGAGGAGAGAGUAAACAGUACAACUACUGAUGCAAAGAUUGAAGAGACACCAGAUAACUCAACAACGGAAGAUCCACCAGCUAGUUUAGAGACGAUCCCUGAGGGAAACGCGACACGAAAUGAACUUCAGACAGCACCAAAGGACAAGUCAAAGAUUGAUAUACUGCUGAAGGCUACUGCCAACGCUCCAAUUAUGAAACAGAAGAAAUGGUCAGUUUGUCAAGACAAUCCUAUCGGACGGAUCUCUGAAUUUAUAAAGAAGUAUCUCAAGCUGGAUCCCAACGAGAGACUGUUUCUCUAUGUUAAUCAGACAUUUGCACCUGCUCCAGAUCAGACAGUCAAAAAUUUGUACGACUGCUACGGUGCUGACGGAAAGUUGGUUAUACAUUAUUGUAAGAGUCAAGCGUGGGGUUGAGAUUUAUUAAAAUUAGCUUGCCAAUAUUAAUUUUCCCCGAUAAAAAAUAUAAGUUGACACGAACAUUGUGAUAAUUCUAGUUUUUCUAUUUA
Messenger RNA from Acromyrmex echinatior (Panamanian leafcutter ant), 669 nucleotides. It is a transcript of the gene Atg12, whose product is annotated as Autophagy-related 12. Gene Ontology annotation, molecular function: Atg8-family ligase activity. Lineage: Eukaryota; Metazoa; Arthropoda; Insecta; Hymenoptera; Formicidae. Gene Ontology annotation, biological process: piecemeal microautophagy of the nucleus; glycophagy; autophagosome maturation. Gene Ontology annotation, cellular component: phagophore assembly site membrane; Atg12-Atg5-Atg16 complex; cytoplasm. The record is from RefSeq and is a predicted model, not a curated record.